UUCAAUACCCUAUUACGUUGGUACCAAAUAUUCCAACUAACACAAUUAGCAAUGAUGCAUCCUUUCCAAUUUUCAGUGCAUGGCUAUAAAAAUCAAUUGGUAGUAACCUCCAAAAUUAUGUUGAAUCCACACAUUUCUAUUUUCAUCUCCUAAUUAAUCAACAACCAAGAUGAUUGUUCAGUCCCUCUUAUUAGUUCUCAUUGUCUUCUUUUCUAUUUUCCUUGUCAAAUUCUUUGACAGAAAAACCAAACCAAGAGCCCACUUGAAGUACCCUCCAAGCCCACCACCAGCAAUACCCAUAAUUGGCCACCUUCAUUUGCUUAAACCCCUAGUUCAUCAAGCCUUCCGAGACCUCUCCCUCCAAUAUGGACCUCUUUUGUGCCUUCGACUUGGUUUUGUUAAAUUUGUGGUCGUCAGCACUCCAUCACUUGCGAAAGAGUUUCUCAAAACUAACGAGCUUAUAUACUCUUCACGUAAGAUGAACAUGGCCAUCAACAUGGUUACCUACCAAAACGCCACUUUUGCUUUUGCCCCUUACGACACUUACUGGAAAUUCAUGAAAAGGCUUAGCACCACUGAGCUUUUAGGGAACAAAACUAUUGGACAGUUCCAACCUAUUCGGACACGGGAACUUCAUGAAUUUAUUCAAAUUCUAUUCGACAAAUCGAAGGCCCAAGAGAGCGUGAACCUCACUGAAGCACUUUUGAGGCUUUCCAACAACAUAAUAUCGCAGAUGAUGUUGGGCAUCAAAAGUUCAGGAACAGAAAGCCAGGCAGAACAAGCAAGGGCUUUGGUGCGUGAAGUGACACAGAUUUUCGGGGAAUUUAACGUGUCGGAUUUCAUAGGUUUCUUGGAGAACUUUGACGUGCAUGGUUUCAAGAAGAGGGCAAUGGACAUACAUAGAAGGUACGAUGCGCUGCUAGAGAAGAUAAUCUCUGAUCGCGAGGAAUUGAGAAGGAAAUCAAAGGUAGAAGGCUGUGAAGAUGGAAAUGACAAAGUGAUGGAUUUUCUUGACAUUUUGUUGGAUGUAGCUGAGCAGAAAGAUUGCGAGGUCGAGUUAACUCGGAACCAUAUCAAAUCAUUGAUCUUGGAUUUUUUUACGGCAGCUACUGACACAACAUCCAUAUCAGUAGAAUGGACAAUAGCAGAAUUGUUGAACAAUCCAAAGGUGUUGAAGAAAGCCCAAGAGGAAGUAGAAACAGUGAUUGGGAAGAAACGAUUGGUGUGUGAAGCAGACGGUCCAAAUCUUCCUUAUAUCAAUGCCAUCAUAAAAGAAACAAUGAGACUUCACCCACCAAUACCAAUAAUUAUGAGGAAGGGAAUUGAAGAUUGUGUGGUUAACGGAAACAAGAUUCCAAAAGGUUCAAUAGUAUGUGUAAACAUUUGGGCCAUGGGGAGGGACCCCAAUGUUUGGGAAGACCCAUUAAAGUUUAAGGCAGAGAGGUUUUUAGAAGGUGAAAGAAGCAGUAUAGAUAUAAAAGGACAUAACUUUGAGUUGUUGCCAUUUGGUAGUGGAAGGAGAGGGUGUCCUGGCAUGCCUUUGGCCUUGAGAGAGUUACCCACCAUCAUUGGAGCUCUCAUACAAUGCUUUGAGUGGAAAAUCUUUGAUUCCAAAGAUCAUGCUCAUACUACAACUUUAAUCAAUAUGGAUGAACGACCAGGAUUAACUGCUCCUAGGGCCAAUGAUCUUAUUGUUGUUCCUGUUGCACGAUUAAAUCCCACUCAUUUUCUUCAUAUUUAGUAUGAAAGGAAUUUGUGACUACAAAGUCUUAUGCACACCAUUUUUAUGCUUAUGUAAUAUGGAUUUUAUGUAUUGUAUACAAUAAAGUCAUGGCAAUUUCUUUGGUGUAAAUUCUAUUUAGAGGGUAUCAAUAUACCCUCCAACUAUGACCAUUUAAAUGAUAUUAUAAGUGAUUUUUAUUAUA
Cajanus cajan (pigeon pea) is the source of this 1925-nucleotide messenger RNA. Its product is annotated as cytochrome P450 93B16. Lineage: Eukaryota; Viridiplantae; Streptophyta; Magnoliopsida; Fabales; Fabaceae. The record is from RefSeq and is a predicted model, not a curated record. Gene Ontology annotation, molecular function: oxidoreductase activity, acting on paired donors, with incorporation or reduction of molecular oxygen; heme binding; iron ion binding.